AUGGCCCGCUACCCUGGCCUUCGCGGCGUCAAAGAACCUGUCUCCACCGCGGUUCGCCAACCCGUAAAGUUGUCCUCAUAUCGAGAUGGCACAUCAAUCAAGGUUGGCAAACGUGAUACCUUCGUGUUAUCUGCGGCUCCAGUCAAGGUUGGAAUCUCCAUUCCGUGUCGAUGCUCGAAGUUCGGACGAGGUCUUAUGAACGUCGACCUGUCCCCCGAGUCGACGAUUAGGCACCUCGCCGAUGACAAUCAGGAGCCCUCUAGAGAUACUGCUCCCAAGAGCUCGUCAUCCGCUGACUCAAUUUCUGCUCUAGCUGAUGAGCUCGCGGAGUGUACCAUCCACGAGUAUGCCUCCAAUAACGGCCCGAUGUUGGAUGGUACCGACGUCGACGAUCUCUGUGAAGGGAUCUCUUCGCUCACUGUAUCUACCGACUUUGACGAUCUCUGCGACGCCUUCUCCAUGCUCGCUGUCGUCUCUGAGCUCCACAAAGAAAUGGACGAGCUCACGGACCUCUUCGCUAAGCUCACGCUCAGCAACGAAGAUAUAAACACCGAGAUGACGCUUUACAACCUCGACGACUAUACAGAUUAUUCAAUCGACUCUGGGAUGACGAUACCUGUUAAAGUGCUCGGGAAGGCCGACUCACCGCCGACUCUGCCCCGCGCUUGUGUCUCUCUGCCAUCGGAUCUUCAUGCACUGCCAUACACAAGUUCUUCCCUCUCGACGUGUUCUCUGCCAUCGAUCUCGCCAAGUUCAUCUAUCAGCAGGAUGCCAGCGACCCCCUGGGUUCCGACCGCAACAUUUAUGGACCAAUUCCCUGCGCAUAUCCGCCUGAACCCGUCUGCGGCUCUGGGAUGCGGAUUUGUAGUAGUCUCCGUCGGAUUGCGCCAACCUACCUUGACGCCGCCAGCUGCGAUCUUCACUACAUAUCGCACGGACUCGCAAACCACCCUUGACGUUGACUAG
Molecule: messenger RNA, 966 nt
Organism: Postia placenta MAD-698-R-SB12
Lineage: Eukaryota; Fungi; Basidiomycota; Agaricomycetes; Polyporales; Adustoporiaceae
Exons: 2
Coding region: 1-966 (321 amino acids)
Source: RefSeq, a predicted model, not a curated record